UUCACAGCCAAAACAGCAGCAGAGUUUGUCAGCGUGUCACUGGCACAGCCGGGACUGAGCUCCUGCCAUAGCUCUUUGGGCUGGGAUGGAUGCGUUACAGAACUGAGGAACAGGAACGUAGGGCAGACCCUGUAUGUGUGACAGUGCUGAGGGGCAGGAGCUGGCACUGUAAUGGUACAGAGGGGCAGGAGCUGGGUCUCUAACAGGACUGAGGGGCAGGAGCUGGUACUGUAAUGGUACUGAAGGGCAAGAGCUGACUCUGUAACAGGACUGAGGGGCAGGAGCUGGGUCUCUAUCAGGACUAUGAGGCAGAAGCUGUCACUGUAACAGGACUGAGUGGCCGGAGCUGGUACUGUAGAAAGACUGAGGAGCAGACACCGGCUCUAACACAGACUAAGAGGCAGUAGCUGGCUCUAACAGAACUGAGGGGCAGGAGAGAGCUCUCUAACAGGACUGGGGGGCAGGACCUGGCUCUCUAACAGGACCAAGGGCAGUUGUUGGUUAUCUGAUUACAGAACUGUGGAGCAGGAGCUCAUUGUAUCACAGGGCUGAGGGGCAGGAACUAGCUGCAUAGCAGAACUGAGGGAAAAGGAGCUCCAAAGCUGAGAAACAAGAGCUAGCUGUAUAGCAGAACUGAAAGGCAUUAUCUUGCUGUAUAACUGGACUACUCUGAGAGGAGCUGGCUGUAAACCCAAGGACUGAAGGAUAGAAACUGGCUAACAUCCAGAUCCAGGACUGAGGGUCAGGAGUUGGCUGUUACACCCAGGACUAAGGGAGAAGAGCUUUCAACACUUGGAGCUAAAGGACAUACUGGAUUUAACACUCUGGGCUGAAGGACAGAAGCUGGAUAUAACAUACAGGGCAGUAAGACUACCAUAUGCACAUUAAGCAGCGAUGUAACAAGGAGCUAACAUGCUUCAACAGGGGCUCUGAUCAACUGGACUGUGGUGGUUAGAAAACAGGGAAUUAUUUUGGCCUGUACCUGAACAGUACUGCGAUACUCAUCCCACUUUCUUCAUCGCAACCUAAAACCUACUGAGGCUAACAAAGUGUAUAUUUCAGAUGUGAAGAUGAUGGAACUCAGCCUAUCCGAAGUGCCUCUCUAUGGUCAGAUGAUUGUAUUUGCAACUUUUGGGCAAGAUCUUCAUCUGCCGGAAGAUGCAGAAUUCUACUUUGUUUACAAUGGAUCCAGCCAGAGGCACGUAAUAUUUGCAGAGCGCCUCGCUUCAAAUGUCCUGCGCUCUGUUUUUCCAGGCCACAAUUGCCCAGAAUCUGUAAUUGUUACUGUGUGUAUGCACACCGAGGGCUACUCACCUGUGAUCGUGGCUUGCACGCCUGUAACAUACAUAAGGGACACAGCAUGCAAUAUCUCACACUACCUGAAAAUGCACUGUGGGAGUCUAUCCCCCACCAGCCAUGAGACAAUACUCACUCAUUUUGGACUGACUGUCAAGGAUUUGCUCCAUAUGGACAGAAACAUGAUGCUGUGCCUCGCUAGUGAAGAAUCAAAGCCUAUCUGGAAUAUCCUUGGGUCGGCUUCUGAAUCAGGCAGCUUUCGUGGCGAGACUUUACUUCACCUGACAGCAAGAUGGGGAUUGGAAGAAGUCUCUCAUUUCCUUAUGUACCAGCCUGGUGGAGUGUGUGGAUUACAUACAGAAAAUGAAGAUCAGGAGACCCCAAUCGAUAUUGCAGCUCGCAGUGGACACAUCGGAUUGGUUGCACGCUUACGAAAUUUUCAGGAUGCGCCACCCCUUGACUUUUUCACAGUAGUCAUCGGAGAGGAUUCCUUCUUACGCUUCUGUCAUUCAACCACUGUGCUGACACUGACUCGGCUUCAGCCUCAGGGGAAGUCGCUGGAGUCUGACAUUGAGCUCUUCAGGAAAUGUUUGUGGGACUCCCGCUUCAUUGAAAAGAUAACAAACCCAAUGCAAAAUCAGGAUCACAAAAUACUGAACCAGCCCGAUGAAAUACAUAGAGAAGAAGAUAAAAGGUAUUCAUCAAUAGAUGUGCUCAAGAAGUUAAAACACCCGCCUACAUUUCUUGCUGCAUCCAGACUUUCUGCCAUGCUGAAUGGAAAUGAUGAGGUGUAUGCCAACAGUAUGGUGGUGGAUGAGGUGACUGAUUCAGAGAUCAACUACAUUCAUGUGGACAAUGCCAAUACUGAAGGCUCACCUACACACCGUUCAGACUCCACCCUGACAGAUAAAGCAAAUAAUUAUAGUGUUUGUGCAUCUCCUGAGAGAAACAGACCAGAAGUAAACAAUGUGGAUCAGGCAGACCUGCCUGCUUUCCUUUCACCUUCCCACCUGUACUCAGGUGCAGCACGGAGACAAAGCAGAACCCUGGGCUAUGCUACUGAAAGGAACACAGCUUGUAAUGUCAUAAAGAGAAGAAGCUCAAGUCUUGAUGGUCUCGAUGCUGACAGCGAAGGAGAAGGAACAUAUCCAAGAUAUAGUUCUGGGUCAUCCAUUAAACAGGACUCCCCUGGUCUUCUGGGAAACAGUGGGGAUGAACUUGACUCUCCUGAAAGAAAUGCUGAGCCUGACUUUCCAAUUAGAGGAGUGGGAACAUUGCCUCUGCAGGGAAAGGAUCCACUGGGCACUGGUGUUCGAUUGCGUUCAUACUCGUGUUCCUCGCCAAAGCUUUCUGUUGGAAUACCUCGCAUAGCAAGGGACCUCUCCGUCAGUGACACAAGUGAGGAUGGUGUGGUCAGCUUCAGUGGUCGCUCACUCCUCCAAGCACUUUCAUUGUCUAAAUCAGUAUAUCUUCUUCACCCUGGUAAACAGCGGGCGUAUAGCCUCCCUGAUCAACUGAGAGAAAAAAGGAUUGAGGAAGAGGAAUGGGAUAAAUACGCAACUCCUACAAAACCAGAAUCUGAAAAGAACAAAGUCAGCCGGACAUUUAGCUUCUUGCGGAACAGGAUGACCAGCACCAGGAACAAAAACAAGGUGAAAAAUAAGGAUAUGAAAGAGAAGGUGAACAGGCAUCAGUUUGUGACGGGCACGUUCUCUGGGGUGGUUCCAUGUUUGGUGUGUGAGAAGGCACUCCUGGGGAAGGAGUCUCUGCAGUGCUCCAGUUGUAAUGUGAAUGUACACAAAGGCUGCAAGGAAUCUGCUCCCCAUUGCACCAAGCGAUUUCAGGAACGAUAUCACCCAAAGAACAAGCAGUCGGCAGUUAUAUCAAAUUCAUCAUAUAAAGAUAUCCCACAACAAGUUCAACCUACAAUGCAUACUUCUACAUCUGUGCCUCUGGGUCUCUCCUCGGGCAAGAAAGAGACCAUUCACUCCACUCCCCUGCAUUCUAAAACCAUCCCUGUGUUAAGCUCUGAUAGAAGGUCUGACCCCUCUCUGGAAUCAGAUGGGGACACCAGUGGCUGCAGAUCGAGAUCUCAGUCGGAAGAGCUGCUGCAAACCUUGGGCACACCUCCAUCCAUGGACUGCUUCCCAAUUGAAGAUGUAGUAGAUACAACGUUAUGGAGUGACUUCAGUAAUGACAUGCAGGAAUUCGAAGCCGAGUCAUGGAGUCUUGUGGUUGAUCCAUUAUUCUGUGAAAAGCAAAAGAAAGAUGUUAUAAAGAGACAAGAUGUCAUUUUUGAACUGAUCCAGACAGAACUCCAUCACGUCCAGACAUUGUUGAUUAUGUCUGAGAUAUUCAGAAAAGGAAUGAAAGAGGAGCUUCAGUUGGACCACAGCACAGUGGAUAAAAUAUUCCCUUGUCUGGAUGAGCUGCUGGAGAUCCACAAGCAGUUCUUCUCCAACCUUAAAGAAAGGAAACAGGAAUCUAGGGAAGGAAACGACAAAAACUUUAUCAUCAACAGAAUUGGAGAUAUCCUCGUGCAACAGUUUUCAGCAGACAGUGCCAAUAAAAUGAAGAAGAUCUAUGGAGAGUUUUGCAGUCACCAUAUCGAAGCACUGAACUUGUUUAAGGAGCUACAGCAGAACAAGAAAUUCCAGAACUUUAUUAAACUAAGGAACCGUAAUCUCCUGGCACGCCGACGGGGUAUCCCGGAAUGCAUCCUUCUUGUAACUCAGCGCAUCACAAAGUAUCCAGUGCUUGUGGAAAGGAUAUUAAAAUACACCACCGAAGGGACAGAGGAGCACACAGAUCUCUGCAAAGCCCUGGUGUUAAUGAAGGAGCUGCUGGCAGCAGUGGAUUUGCAGGUCAAUAAGUUUGAGAAAGGACAAAAGCUGCUAGAGAUUCUGAAUAAAAUUGAAAAUAAAACUUGCACCAAAUUAAAGAAUGGCCUAGAAUUCAGAAAGCAGGACCUGACGAGCAAAGAGCGGGCGCUGCUGCAUGAGGGAGUGGUGUUUUGGAAAACGGCUACCGGGCGCUUUAAAGAUAUUCAAGCACUUCUGUUAACGGACAUCCUGCUGUUUCUACAAGAGAAGGAUCAAAAGUAUAUUUUUGCUGCAGUGGACCAGAAACCCCCAGUUAUUUGCCUUCGGAAACUGAUUGUGCGAGAAGUAGCGAAUGAGGAGCGCGGGAUGUUUUUAAUAAGUGCCUCAUCCGCUGGGCCUGAAAUGUAUGAGAUCCACACCAAUUCCAAGGAAGAGCGCAAUGGCUGGAUGAGGCAGAUUCAGGAGGCUGUACAGAGCUGUCCGCAGGAAGAUGAAGGUAAAAGCUGUGAAUCAGAUGAAGAUAAACGGGUGGCAGAGGCCAGAGCAGUGAAGGCUCAAAAGUAUCAUGAUACGCUGACCCUCCAAGAUCAGAAUAUCUGUAAUACUUUAGAGGAAAAAUUACAGAUCUACGCAGAACUUGCAGCCUUAAACACAAAGAGUGACAUGCACUUGGAACCUCACCUUUUUAUCAAAGCCGAUUCAGGGGAAAUCCCUCAGGCGGCGGCUCUGCUGGCUGCUGCACUCAAGGAAGCUGAAAAUCUCCACUCAACCAUUAAAUCACAAAUGGAGGAUCCAUCUUGGUUACCUGAAUAUGAAAGAAGCACUCCGAGAAGAUGUCGUUCUGUUGAAACAUUAGAUGAGGAACCGGAGACAUCAUAUAACUCCCAGAGCCCAGAUGCAAGGGAGAGAAGGAAGCUUUCCUAUGAUGCCAGUAUUUCUCAUGUGAAGAGUGACAGGGAUCUGGAUUUCACAGAAGAAAUUGAGGAAUGUAUGCAAAGUCCAAGCUAUAAUCAGGAUGAAGUUCUACAAGUGGUGCAUAACCUUACUCGCCUGCUGUACAGCAUACAGGCUACUGUUGCUAUGCAAGAUAGCCACAUAGAACUGCAUAAAGCUUUCCUACAGGAUUAUGAAUUGGGCAGUAGAGGUUCCCGUGGAAGUAUACUUAAUGAACAUGAGAAGUAUCGCAACCUAGAAAAGCACCGCUGCGAGAUGGUCAAUUUACAUAAACUCCAGCAACAGUUGCAUCAAGAACAACAACGCUGGCUGCGCGAGUGCGACCAAAAACAGAGGGAAAACGAGGAGAAGGAGAGCAUGCUCCAGCAUAGGGAGCAAGAGUGUCAGAGUCAGGAACAUCUCUUGCACCAAAAGAGGGAGGAACUUGACCAACAGCAGCAAGAAUUCCAGCAAAACGUGGAGCGGCUACAGGAGGGUCAUAGACUUGUGGAGAGGGAGAAGGAGGAUCUGGCUGUGAAACUUAAGCUUUGGAGGCACUUUAACAACCAUCAGCCAAGGAGUCUAUUGACUGAGGGUGUCGGAAGCCGUCGCUCUGUCAGUUUACAAGACGAAGACUCUGUGUAUAUUAACAGUGCCUUGGCUCAGAUAUCACUCAACACCAUCACAACAUUUCCAGCCCCAGACUACCCGAAUGCACAUUUGUUUCACAGCCCCAGUUCACUCCUUGCACAGUCUACUGAGAAAAACACAACGGACACUGCUAAUGAGCCUUGGAGCUCUGUGGUCUCUCGCCACCAAAGACUUGAAGGAUCUUCACUCAUUUCCCGGCACAACAAGGAUGCAUGUAACAAUGAUCUGAAUGCAGCUCAUGUUAUUUCCUGUGGUACGCUCCUGUCUGUGCCUAAUGCAACGCAGCCUGUGGAACCACAGACCAAACCCGCAGAAGAAACCUCACAUCAUUUGGAAAAUGGCAAAAUUGAAGAGAACAUAGUUUACCUCUGAUUGCGCAUGGACGUAACGUUUGCUCUCUGGAGAAUUCCCUGCGCUGGUGGAACCUACAAACCAUUUGCUCACAAUCAGACAACGGACAGGAGAAAAUGGUCAUUUUUUUUCAUUUGUGUUUUUGUACUACUUGCCAUUGAGUGGCAAGGCAUCGAUGCCAUGUGGAUUCUUAUUGACAUUUUAUUGUUUUAUUAUCACUUCUGUAUCCUGAUUUACCCAUGGAGCCCAUAGCCAGCAACAUGUGAGCGACCCGUGACUCUCGGGGUAUUACCAUGGAGCUACAAUCACUUCCUAUGGCCCUUAGGGUUCUACAGAGGACAUUCUCAUGUAUCUCAAACCGAGGGCACGACUGAAGCCUAUGGAUGUCUGUUACAUGCCAUUUCAAGGAUAUUUCCAUGAACUGCAUUAUUUCCAUGAACAAAUGGAAAUAAGCAGCCAAUCGCUGCAGGUCCAUAAUAUAAGUAUUUAAUGGCUGGCAGUGAACUUGUUGCUUUGUAGCCCUCUUGCUCAGUGAGCCAGGGGAUACAUUUUAUAUUUUUUUCUUGUGGAAAACUAAGUUAUAUUUAAGUAUGUUGUUAAUCCCUCUUGUCUUAAGCACCUUUUGCAGGUAUUGUCCCUUAACAAAGUCACAGAAAACAUAUUCCUAAGCAUAUGUCUUAAUGGGGAAGAGCUCAGAGUGCUCUUCUGAGCGAUUUUGCAGUUUACACCAAAUAUUGUUUUCUUGCUGUGAUUUUAUGAUAUCAGUAGUUAUUAACGUCUGUGAUUGUGAACCAAGCACUUGUGUUAGGGCAGGCUGGGCAGUGCUAUUGGUCAGUGUGACAGAAGCAAUAUCAUCGGGCAGAGAGGCGUCAGGAGACACUUCCUGCUUCAGUAAAUGAGCUUUUGCCAUUCUCUCUAGAACCUCCCCAACAGAACAGCAGAGGGCGCUCCCAUUUCACAUUCAUUAUAGUAGCAGUGAACAACUGCUAUUAUUAAUUAAAAUGGAAAAAUGUAAAUUGCAAAAAUGCUCAGAAGAACAAUUUUACAUGAAGUUAUACAGGUGGGUAUAUAUCACUUUUAAAGAUAUAAAAUGAUCAUGCUGAGUGUGCCGGAAAUUCCGUGGAGAAUAUAAUGCUCUGGAUGGGCCUCCUGACUGAGCAUCUUAUGGGGGGGUCUGUGUUCUGUUAGAAAGUCAAUUAAUACAGUGACCUUUAACUGUGUUUAAUUGGGAACAUUAAUCCCUAUGGAUCUUACUGAGAUCUCUGGUUGGGGUGCAGCAGGGUUUGGCUCUAAGCUACUGAUUGGUGGCAGGUAUCAGUGUUACUUGGUGUCAGUCUGGGAUUAGAGCCUUGCCCCUCCCUGCACUGCGUGAAAGGGGAUUCUUUUUUAUAAAUCGUUUAGUAUGUUUUAGAUGGAUUUAUUCUAAGCAGCCUUUCUAUUGGUCUUCAUUAUUUAUUUUGUUUGCUUGUUUUAAUUAUUAAUCUAUUCUGGUUACAGCCUGCAAUUGAAACAUCUAUCUGGGUGUCGUGGGUCACUGACCCCCAGCAACAAAAACACAGACUAAUUAUGAGGGUUAGAAGUUAUUAUUAUAUAGGAAUAUAAAUAGUACAAACAUGAAAAAAAAUUAAAUAAUGAAGACUAAUUGCAGAUUGCCUUUAAAUACCUUUGUCUACAUCAUACUAACAUUUUGGGGGGCACUACCCCUCUAAUUAUUCUUGCAGGCAGCCUUUCUGGCAGGGUCUGGGUUCGCUGUAAACAUUAAUCCACUUCUGUUAUCCCAUUGCCGUUCCUUUCAGCUCACAGAAAUCUUCAGAGCAAUGCGAGGCCAUAGGAGCCACAGAUGAGAUUCAGCUAAACGGGAUUGUUUGCUUUUGCCAUUAUUUGGGAUAUUAGAAGGCAAAAAAGCCAAUUUGUUAUAAAAGAAUAAGAACAGGAUCAUGUAUGAUGAGUGUUAGCGGUAUAGACAGAAAUAUACAGGGACAUGUUCUUUCUAUAAACCCCAGUACUGGCGGAUCUCUGCUCAGCACCAUGGGAAGCAGGACAUGGGGAAGGUGGGUUAUUAUAUUGGCACAGGGAAUUCUAUGUUCUUUGAUGCUGUUUUGUGUCCCAGUUCUGCUCUGACUUUGCCUUGUAGUUACACCUGUAUGCCCAGAGCCUUCCAUCGCGCACCUAAGCAGCUGUGAGCGAGGCUUGUAUGCAGGGACUCACAGCACAGCGCUGGCACCGCUUCCCCUACAUGUUAUAAACACUAUCAGUCGCCCGUAUGCUUAUACUUCAUUGUUACAUUCCAGUUAAAAGACUCCUCGCCUCUGUGUAAAGUAUAUUUGAUACAAUAAAAAUAUAUUUAUUACCAUG
Xenopus tropicalis (tropical clawed frog) is the source of this 8408-nucleotide messenger RNA. It is a transcript of the gene arhgef28, whose product is annotated as Rho guanine nucleotide exchange factor 28. NCBI's taxonomy places the organism in Eukaryota, Metazoa, Chordata, Amphibia, Anura, Pipidae. Bases 1071 to 6074 code for a protein of 1667 amino acids. The record is from RefSeq and is a predicted model, not a curated record. Gene Ontology annotation, cellular component: plasma membrane; cytoplasm. The transcript has 35 exons. Gene Ontology annotation, molecular function: diacylglycerol binding; guanyl-nucleotide exchange factor activity.